Molecule: messenger RNA, 400 nt
Organism: Dermacentor andersoni
Lineage: Eukaryota; Metazoa; Arthropoda; Arachnida; Ixodida; Ixodidae
Source: RefSeq, a predicted model, not a curated record
AUGACCACGUUGAAGAUCACCUGAUGUUCCUGAUCAGCGUCGCCUUUGCGGGCAGCACGAUAAUGGCGCUCACGUUCGCCUGGCUCGAGGUUGACGUGGCACUGGUGAACGUGUCCUGGCCGCUCGCCGCGCUCGUAGUCCUGUUGCUCGCCGCGCAGAGCUGCAUGUGGGGCCUGGCGGCAAUCUACGCGCUUUGCCUUUACCCGAAGGCUUAUCUCCGGUGGAAGAGAGAGCCACCACACCGACGGACUCAUUCAAGUGCCAGGCGCAGGAACCGCCGUAGGCGUCACAGAAGGAUGCGCUACAGCGAAAGCAACAGUCCGCAAACAGUUGACCGAAGGCCACACUCUGAAAGCAGUUCAAGGCACACUCGCAGCGUGCAGACAGUGUGAACUCACAA